Messenger RNA from Humulus lupulus (European hop), 1380 nucleotides. RefSeq names its product thermospermine synthase ACAULIS5. The coding region runs from base 83 to 1093 and encodes 336 amino acids. Lineage: Eukaryota; Viridiplantae; Streptophyta; Magnoliopsida; Rosales; Cannabaceae. The record is from RefSeq and is a predicted model, not a curated record. The transcript is spliced from 10 exons. Gene Ontology annotation, biological process: polyamine biosynthetic process. Gene Ontology annotation, molecular function: thermospermine synthase activity.
CUUCCUCCUCAAAAAUUCUCAAGACUAUAAUAUUUCUUUUUCUUUUCUUUUCUUUUCUUUUCUUUUUUGUUUUCUCAAGAAAAUGGGUGAAGCUGUUGAAAUUUUCCUAGCUAAUGGUUUCCCUACUUUCUAUGAAAAAAAAGAUAAUAACCCUAAAGAUUCAAGUUGGUAUGAAGAAGUUAUUGAUGAUGAUCUCAAAUGGUCUUUUGCUUUGAAUAGUGUUCUACAUAAAGGGACUAGUGAGUUUCAAGAUAUAGCUCUCCUUGACACUAAACGUUUUGGGAAGGUGUUGGUGAUAGAUGGAAAAAUGCAGAGUGCUGAAAUUGAUGAAUUUAUUUAUCAUGAAUGUUUAAUUCACCCUGCUCUUAUAUGCCACCCAAAUCCUAAGACUGUAUUUAUAAUGGGAGGUGGAGAAGGGUCUACAGCAAGAGAAGCUCUCAAGCACAAAUUGGUUGACAAAGUGGUCAUGUGUGAUAUUGAUCAGGAGGUGGUUGAUUUCUGCCGAAGAUAUCUGACUGUGAAUCAAGAAGCAUUUCUCCACAAGAAGCUUAAUCUUGUAAUCAAUGAUGCUAAAGCUGAAUUGGAAGAGAGGAGUGAGAAAUUUGAUAUCAUAGUUGGAGAUUUAGCUGACCCAGUUGAAGGAGGCCCAUGUUAUCAACUCUACACCAAAUCGUUCUAUGAAAGAAUUCUCAAGCCCAAACUAAAGCCCAAUGGCAUUUUUGUAACUCAGGCUGGACCAGCAGGAAUUUUCACUCACAGGGAAGUCUUCACCUCUAUACACAACACAAUCAAACAGGUCUUCAAAUAUGUAAUAGCAUACACAGCUCAUAUACCAUCUUUUGCUGAUACAUGGGGAUGGGUUAUGGCAUCAGAUCAGCCAUUUUCGGUCAACGCUGAAGAAAUUGACCAAAGAAUCAAAGAAAGAAUCGAUGGAGAGUUGCUUUACUUGAGUGGGGCCUUGUUUCUUUCCUCUGCUACGCUCAAUAAGACUGUUGCAUUAUCGCUGUUGAAUGAAACUCAUGUGUACACUGAAGAAAAUGCAAGGUUCAUCCAUGGGCAUGGCUUGGCUAAAAGUGUGAAUAAUGGGUUCUGAUCCAAAGGCAAAGAGACAGAGAGAGAGAGAGAUGAGUUUUGGGUUUGGGGGAAUUGCUGUACAGAAAAUUACCAAAAAAAAAAAAGAAGAAGAAAGAAGAAAUGAAGGCUGGAUUUUACAAAUUCAAGAGCUACAGAAACUUUUCCAAAGAUAUCAAUUGACAAAAUUUGUUUGAAGCAUUUGGUUUUAGAAAUUACAAACAAAAAAAAAAAAUUGUUAUGUUAUGUUAUGUUAGCUUCAUUGGGUUGUUGAUAGGGAUUUUAAAGUGGUAGACUAUAUAUUAUAUA